GACGUUGACAAUGGAUUUAUCUGUCUUUUGUUCAAUGAUGACCUUGAUGGUCAUAACCAUAGUAUCGAUAUUGUUGUCAAAUUGUAGAGUUGUGGCAAUCAAAUGUUAUCAAUGUAGUACAGAAAAAGAUGGUAAAAAUUCCGAUAAUUGUGGAGCGUAUCGUGCAUUCAAUCAUAGUCAACAUAUUGCUGUCGAUUGUAUGGGUGAAGAAGCAAAUACACCAGGUACAUUUUGUUUCAAAUCCAUACAACAAGGACCACGUGGUUUCAUUUGGGAUGGCCGCUGGCGUAGUGUAAUACGUCGUUGUGCACAGGUCAGCGAACGUGGUAUAUCAUGGAGUUGUGAUUGGGGUUAUUAUGAAAAUGGUGUAUAUUGGGAAGAAUGUUAUUGUGCCGAAGAUAAUUGUAAUCGUGCUACUACGCAACAAUAUAAUCAACAACAUUUAAUAAUUUUGACUAUGACAACCAUUAUCACAUGUUUAUCAUACAUUUUUAUUCUAUUGCCAUUAAGAUGAAUAAAAUCAAAAUCAAAUCAAAAAUAAAAUAAAAUAAAAAAUCA
Messenger RNA from Dermatophagoides farinae (American house dust mite), 558 nucleotides. RefSeq lists its product as uncharacterized. The record is from RefSeq and is a predicted model, not a curated record. Lineage: Eukaryota; Metazoa; Arthropoda; Arachnida; Sarcoptiformes; Pyroglyphidae. Gene Ontology annotation, biological process: sleep; positive regulation of voltage-gated potassium channel activity; regulation of synaptic transmission, cholinergic.